UUUUUUUCACAUCCAGCAGAUGGGGGAAAAUGUGUAGAAGAAGAGGAGCCUGAAUGUGAAGCUGGAGCUCUCGUAUGCCUGUACCGAUACAUGAAGAUUCUCUGAUUGCUUGUCGUCUCCAGUAAACCCUAAUUCUUAGGGCGUUACCUUUCUUGCGAUUAUUUAUCGAAAAUUGGGAAAUGGAAACACGCGAUUCCUUUUUCGUUGUGUGUAGUUUUGUCUGAAGAACAGAUUCUACAAGUUUUACGGGGUGAAGGAUAAAUUUUCGAUUCGGCUGAUUUCAACUUAUUGCUACGCGGCGUAGCUUCGUUCAAGUGAAGAAUGGGGAAAUGUAUAUGCAGCUCAUGAUCAGAGUUGGAAGUGAUUUUCAUACAUUUGGUUGCUUGCUUGAAGUUGCGAAGGCGGUGAUUGUUAUCUGAUUCGCCAUCCGAGGAAGAUUCUUGCAUGAUGAAGUAGCUAAAUUAUCAACUCAGAACGUAUCGUAUAAUUAAGAACAAUGCCUCGUAAGGUGAGCUACGGGUUGGAUUUCGAUGAAGAUUACGACGAGUACGACGAUUAUGAUUAUUACGACAAUGACUUCGACGUAGAAGAAAAAGAGAAGACACCUGAGGCUAAGGAAGGAACAAAGGGGCACAAGCUUUGGCGAUGCACGAUCUGCACUUACGACAAUGAAGACAGUUUUACUGCUUGUGAUAUAUGUGGAGUUCUGCGCAUCCCUUUGGUCAACGACAGAAAUAAUCACGAUGAUGGAACAGUUGAGAACAUUUGCAAAGACUCUGGAGUAUCCAAAAUGGCCAAGUCUCUCUUUGCAUCGUCACCAAAUCAGAUACCCAAAAGGGAAGUAAAAUUUCAAGAGCAGAACGAUAAAUUUUUGGAGGAAAGAGAAGAUAACAUCCUCAAGAUUGGGAAUAUCCGGGGCCAUUUGCAUGAAGUCCAUAAUGCUUCUAGUACCUAUAGUCAUGUCCGUACUAAUAUAGUCCCUUUCAAGUUUGAUAUUCCAUCCCCAGAUGAUGUGGUUUCUAAGGGAUUGCGUUCCUCCAAAGUUGAUUUAAAAGCAGUCAGCCACAACGACUUCAACUCUUCAAUAUUAUCUUCAGACGUCACUAAGAAGUGUGCAAAUAAUGAAGUAUUGGCUUCAAAAGGUGCACAUAGAUCGUCUGCUGUAUUGCCGACGGGCAAAUUAGGCAGUGUAGGAAAUACACAGCUGAGUACCAAAAGUUCAGACAACUGGAGCACAACAAUUGGAAAAAGUACAGUGGUCACUGAAGAGCAUAAUACGUCAAUUAGUAUAACGAAAAAUUCACGAUCACGUGAUAACAGGUCAUCAAGCACUUCCACAUCAAAAUCAGCAGGCAAAUUUGAAAGCAUGGAUGAGAGCAGUAACCGUUCUGUGGAGCAGGAAAAGCCCCAAAGUCUUGCCGGUAGUUUGAACAACAUGGUUCUAAAUGUCAAAUCUGCCUAUGCAAAUUAUAUUAGUGGGCUAGGAAAAACAUCAAAUGUGCCUUACAAGGUUGAUAAAUGGAUGCUACCUGAUAAAGCUGUAGAUACUUUGACUCAGCUGAAUCUUGCUAUAGUUGGUCAUGUUGAUUCUGGAAAAUCUACUCUCUCAGGAAGACUUUUGCACUUAUUGGGACGUGUAUCCCAGAAAGAAAUGCACAAAUAUGAAAAAGAAGCAAAGUCCUUGGGCAAGGGGUCCUUUGCUUAUGCCUGGGCACUGGAUGAGAGUGCAGAAGAAAGAGAGAGAGGAAUAACUAUGACUGUUGGUGUCGCUUAUUUUGAUUCUAAAAGAUAUCAUGUAGUUGUACUCGAUUCCCCAGGCCAUAAAGAUUUUGUUCCAAACAUGAUAUCUGGGGCAACACAAGCUGAUGCCGCAGUUCUUGUUAUAGAUGCAUCUGUUGGUGCAUUUGAAGCCGGUAUGGACAGCUCGAAGGGGCAAACAAGAGAACAUGUGCAGUUAAUCAGGAGCUUUGGCGUAGAUCAGAUAAUUGUUGCCGUUAACAAAAUGGAUGUGGUGGAGUAUUCCAAAGAUCGCUACAACUUCAUUAAACUGCAACUUGGAACCUUUUUUCGUUCUUGUGGUUUUAAAGAUUCAUCGUUGACUUGGAUUCCGUUGAGUGCCAUGGCAAAUCAGAAUCUGGUGAAUGCCCCUUCUGAUGCUCAAUUGUUGUCCUGGUAUCGUGGACCUAAUCUAUUGGAGGCAAUCGAUUCCCUUCAACCACCCGCUAGAGAUUUCUCUAAGCCGCUGCUUAUGCCGAUAUGUGAUGUAGUUAGAUCGCUUUCACUAGGACAAGUGUCUGCCAUUGGCAAGCUGGAAGCUGGAGCUCUCCAGUCUGGAUCUAAGGUUCUAAUCAUGCCAUCUGGAGAUAAAGGCACUGUGCGCACUUUAGAACGCAAUUCUCAGGCUUGCAAAAUUGCAAGAGCGGGGGACAAUGUGACUGUUAGUCUACAAGGAGUUGAUGCAAGUAGCGUGAUGGCUGGGGGUGUCCUAUGUCAUCCUGAUUUUCCUGUUGCUAUUGCAAAACAUUUGGAAUUGAAGAUUCUAACCUUGGAACUUGCAACUCCAAUAUUAAUAGGAUCUCAGUUGGAAGUUCAUAUACAACAUGUAAAGGAGGCUGCUAGAGUUGCAAGGAUAGUGUCGUUGCUUGAUUCGAAGACGGGAAAGGUCACGAAGAAGGCACCGCGUGUUCUAAGUGCUAAACAGAGUGCAGUGAUUGAGGUUAUUUUACAAAGCCCAGUUUGUGUUGAAACAUUCUCAACUAGUCGAGCUCUCGGGCGAGUAUUUCUGAGAGCAAUGGGCAGAACCAUAGCUGUCGGCAUUGUAACCCAACUAAUUGGAGACCCUGAAUGAUCAUGUGUUGUAUUUGAGGUAAACUUCUUGGCAUAAUUUUGAAUGAGUUAUGUGCUAUUCGUAGUAGAGUAGCUUCACUGCAGAAGAUGGUGCCGUAUGAGCAUCUAUAGUAGUGGAAAUUAGAGUUGGAGUACAUAUAAUAAUAAUUUCUAAGGGAUUUUGCGUGUAUGCAUAUCAAAUUAUUGGUUACUUACCUUCAGUGUUUUAGAACGACUU
Cucurbita maxima (winter squash) is the source of this 3064-nucleotide messenger RNA. RefSeq names its product HBS1-like protein. Bases 497 to 2848 code for a protein of 783 amino acids. Gene Ontology annotation, molecular function: GTP binding; GTPase activity. The record is from RefSeq and is a predicted model, not a curated record. NCBI's taxonomy places the organism in Eukaryota, Viridiplantae, Streptophyta, Magnoliopsida, Cucurbitales, Cucurbitaceae. Gene Ontology annotation, biological process: translation. The transcript has 12 exons.